GCAGUGGGGCAUCAGUGUCUCAAUCGAAUCCCAAAGACAACAAUCAACCACCAAAAAUCAAGAUGAAGUUCUUCCAAGCCGCCGCCCUUCUCCUGGCCAUGUUCGCUGCCCUCGCCAACGCCGAGCCCGUUCCUGAACCUGGAACUGUGCUCAUCCAGACCGGCGACACCCAGUACAUUCGCACUGGUUAGAAACCAAGCAGAACUUAAACUCUAUGUGCCAACCACUUGGAUUUUUAAAUAAAAAAAAUUAAAUGUA
This is a messenger RNA of Drosophila ficusphila, 258 nucleotides long. Its product is annotated as daisho1. Lineage: Eukaryota; Metazoa; Arthropoda; Insecta; Diptera; Drosophilidae. The record is from RefSeq and is a predicted model, not a curated record. The transcript is spliced from 2 exons. Bases 63 to 191 code for a protein of 42 amino acids.